Molecule: messenger RNA, 1189 nt
Organism: Oryzias melastigma (Indian medaka)
Lineage: Eukaryota; Metazoa; Chordata; Actinopteri; Beloniformes; Adrianichthyidae
Gene: spcs3
Product: signal peptidase complex subunit 3
Exons: 5
Coding region: 116-658 (180 amino acids)
Biological process (GO): protein targeting to ER
Cellular component (GO): signal peptidase complex; membrane
Source: RefSeq, a predicted model, not a curated record
CCCGACCGGAAGCACCAAGUGAUUGCAUCAGCUUGAGUUUUCGAUUCAUUUGCGAGCUGUUGCUGCUAGCCGAGUGUUUAUGUUCGGUUCUGGUCGGUUUUAGGAAGCUACAAAGAUGAAUACGGUUUUGUCCAGAGCCAACUCGCUGUUCGCCUUCUCCCUGAGCGUCAUGGCGGUGCUCACCUUCGGCUGCUUCAUCACCACCGCCUUCAAGGAUCGGAGGGUCCCGGUGGACAUCCGUGUGUCCAGAGUCCUGCUGAAGAAUGUCGAUGAUUUUACUGGACCAAGAGAACGCAGCGACCUUGGCUUUGUGACCUUUGACCUCACAGCUGAUCUGCAACCCAUUUUUGACUGGAACGUGAAGCAGCUGUUCAUUUAUCUGUCAGCUGAAUAUGCUACCAAAGCCAACUCUCUAAAUCAGGUGGUCCUGUGGGACAAGAUCCUUCUCCGGGGAGAAAAUGCCAAGCUGAACCUCAGAGACAUGAAGUCCAAAUAUUUCUUCUUUGAUGAUGGAAACGGACUCAGAUCCAACAAAAACAUAACCCUGACGCUGUCGUGGAAUGUUGUUCCCAACGCCGGCAUCCUGCCCCUAGUGGUCGGAAGUGGACAUGUCAGUUUGCCUUUCCCCGAAUCGUACGAGAACACCAGGAGCUACUAAACUGAAAACUGAGCCACCAUCCAGACUCCCUUUGAGUCGAUCCAGAACUCGAAACAAUAAAAACUGUAUUUUCUAAUUUUGUUGGCUGUGAGUUCAUAAUUCCCCUCUGAGUCUGUAAAUCCUUGGAGCUUUUCAUGUUUUAUCUAUGAGAUGUGCUCACAGAGUCUCCACUGGCAGCUUUCCUCUCAAUAUGUUUCAGCUCAAUUAUCUCAGUUAUUUUCUACCGUGAGAGUAAAGGUUCCAUCAACUGAAGCCAUGUGGUUCACCCGUUUGUCAUGCAACACAAGUCAGAGGUGCAGUCAAAUUCCUGAAUUUCUUGGACUAUUCUAAAACGGACUCAGUGAAAACGAGGCUUAUGUGUUGACAGUACUGGCUUCUCAAACUGUAGGACUGCAACAUGUACUGGUAAACUCUGUGGCCUCCACAGGGCACAUUCAUGAUUGAAGUUAUGUCAAAAAGUGAUGCAUUCUUGUUUCUGCUCAACUAAUUGGUAUUUAUAAAGUUUAAAAAUUAAAUAUAUUGGUGGUUACA